Medioppia subpectinata is the source of this 506-nucleotide messenger RNA. Lineage: Eukaryota; Metazoa; Arthropoda; Arachnida; Sarcoptiformes; Oppiidae. The record is from the annotation of a GenBank genome assembly.
AAAUAAAUUGCAAACUUACAAAAAAACAAUACUACAAUUUUAGUUAAAUCUAACUAAACAAAUACAACUAACCGAAAAUGUGCAAAAUCGCCCUGUGUACUUUAGCGUUGUUGGUGUUGGUGAGCGCCGUCUACUCAGAUGAGUUGUCGGACCUGAAAGCCAAUGCCUGCUAUGUGAAAGCAAAAGCUGAUGGUAGUAAAUGCGCUGCCGAUAAACAAUCGGGGUUUGACAUCGAGAAAGACAAGGCUGGUGUCGACGAUGUGAAGCACCGGUGUUGCGGUGUUUCCGUGUUCUACGACUGUUUCCUUGUUUAUUCAAAGGCUAAAUGCGAUGCCACUGAAUUGUUAGAAUUUGAUACUAAAUUGGAUGCAUUGAGAAAAAAAUACAACGAUGGUGAUUGUAAAGCGGACCAAUACAAACCUGAGCAAACAUGUAGUGGUGCCCUUACCGUUGUCCACAGUACAAUCAUUGUGACCGUUUUGGUGUCCAUGGUCAAAUUAUUUUAG